Molecule: messenger RNA, 1875 nt
Organism: Bradysia coprophila
Lineage: Eukaryota; Metazoa; Arthropoda; Insecta; Diptera; Sciaridae
Source: RefSeq, a predicted model, not a curated record
ACAAAAAAUUUCUCGUUUACAUCAAAGUUAGUGUACCAUCCGAACGGAGUCGCUGCAAUCAAUAUACACCACCGCGACACCACCUCUUAAACACCACCCAUAUACAAAAAAAAAUCUAUUUUGACAUUCUCAGAAAGUUUUUUUUUCUUUCACUCGCGAGGUGUUUCGACCCGCAACAAAAAUGUCAAUAAAAUUCGGUAAAUUACUGAUACUGAUAAUUGCGGUGCAAAACAGUGUGCCAGUGUUAUGUCAGCCUGGCUCAAGUGAUUUGCAGCAAGGAUUUACCACCAGAUGCGACGAAUUGUGUUCGAAUGAGAUUCAGGAGGAUUUGAGACCGGACUGUCAGCGAGGAUGCCAGUACUACAAUAUUGAGUUUCUGGUCAGUGCUAGCAAUAAGAAUAAAGUCACCGACCUGGAUACAACCAAUAACAAGUGUCGAUUGUCUUGUCUGGAAGCGUACUCGCUGAGACUGAAAUCGCAAAAUGCUUGCGACAUUGGAUGCGGAAAAAUGAAUGAAUUGCAGAGCACGGCACCGUACAUAAAUGGAUGGUUGGUGUAUAUGGGAGCACCAGACCACAGCAUGGUUCUGUUACAGCCGGAUCUGGACAUUUCAUCGGACGACGACGAUUGGGUGUUAUUGGAUUCAGUGAUGCGGAACAACAACGACUACGACAAAAUAUUCGAGCAAUACAAACUGACCGAAACGCGUAUCCAAACAAUACCGGCACAUGACUGCAAACGGCGAUUUUCGCCUGACUUUUCCUGGCUGUGGAUCUUUCCCGUGCUAGCGCUGAUGUUCGCUACAAUUCGCCUGGUUCAGCGCUACGAUGUGAACAAUUGGAACGAGCAGUACGGCGACAAAUUUCUAACCGACUCGGCAGGCAAACAGAUCGGACCGAACGAUCAUUUCGUCGUCUCGAAUGAUGCAUACUUUUAUCCGUCGCCGGUGAUUCCACCGCCGCAAUAUAAUGAAUCGGUUGAGGCAAUGCUGUUGACCGAUGAUGAUGAUGAUUGUAAUGCACGGAAUGAAUUGAAGUGUUCGGGUCAAAAAUGAGUGGAUUUUGCGACGUGUAGUCGUGUGUGUGUGAGUGUGUGAUGUGUUCGUUUCGGUGUGCACUGCUGGUGAUUCACACUUGAUAUGAUGUUAUGCAACAAAAGAAUUUUUUUUUUGUUUCUAUUUGAAAAUCUCUCUUGAAAAUUUUAAUUUAAAUUUUUGUGAUAUCUGAAAUGCAUUUUUAGUUUUUAGUAAUUGAAUUAUAUUAAUUGAUUCGUUUAUUCUAAGUACAAAUUAUGAUUUAAGCAAAUUAGAUUUUAUUGUUCACGAUUGUGUGGGUGUUUAUACUAUCGAUUUCCUAUAAAAAGAAUAAUUUUUUUAAGGGGAGUUGCGGGAAAUGGCUAAACAGGAAAUGAAAAAAAAAAUUAAAUAUUUUAACCAACUGUUUGUGUAUCUCUCGUAUGAUUGUAGAUACAAAAUGAUUACGAGUCCAAUAUACAUUUACCAGCACCACCAACCAGUUGUAAAAUGUUAAUUCAGUCUAAAUACAGCACAACCAAAGAACACUUUUGUAACAGAAUGCUGUCAAUUGUUCGGGGAAAAACUAAAAGGAAACUCAGUUGGGGACAGGGCCAAUGAAAUAUUUGGAAACAAAUUCGAAUUGUUGGAAUGUAGACGAACUUACGAAAUUUGUGUCUGCUUAUGAAUCGGAGAAGGGUGAACAUCUUCAACUAUUGUGAAGACUAAGCCCAUUUUCAUUUCCCUCAUAAAAUACCACCGAUCAUGAAAUCUUUACAUUUUAUUGAUCCGCCGCUGUUUGAAGCGAUUUUUUUUGUUGUUCUGGCGCUUACAGAACGCUAACGGUGUCAACUGACAUCAUA